UGAUAAUUGUUUGUAACGUUCUUUUUUGCAGGAUGAGCACCCCAGAUAAAAAGGCAUUCCCAUACAAGAUAAUUCCUUUGGAUAGCGAAACACAAAAGGCUAUCGCGCGAGAUUUCGCCGGCUAUCCCAAUGGACUGGCUUCAGUUAACCACUGGGGCUUCAAGCUGUCUGCCACGUCCAGUCCGAAAGAAAUAGAAAACCUCUACAACUACCCAAGGAAGGCCGGGGAUGUCUGGGUAGUAACACCUCCGAAGUGUGGCACAACCUGGACCCAAGAGAUGGUGUGGCUCAUCGCCAAUGACUUAGAUUACGAUGGGGCCAAGACGACCCUGUCUGAGAGGACUGGUGCGUUGACGGACGGAGAAAAAUAUCCUGAUCUGAAGACUACUCGGAGAUCAGAUGCCGCCUGCCAACAGUCAAGCGACAGCUCCCACUGCGCCCAGCCACGCUUCGUCAAAACGCACUGGCCUCUGUCCAUGAUCCAUCCGCGCGUGUUGGACGUCUGCAAGGUGGUGUACGUGGCCAGGAAUCCCAAGGACGUCUGCGUCUCCUUCUUCCACCACUGCAGACUCAUGACACACGUCGACUUCCUUGGAGAUAUGCAGAUGUUCGUGAAGUAUUUCAUGGAGGGCCUCAUCGUGGCAACUCCGGUCAUGGAGCACAUGGUAGAAGCAUGGAAUGUGCGUCACCACCCCAACAUCUGCUUCAUCUUUUUUGAAGACAUGAAACGUGAUCUCCAAUCAGAAAUCCACAGGGUAGCCGAGUUUCUGGGCAAGUCACUCUCGUGUGAGCAAGUAGAUGAGCUGGCAGAGCACCUUCAUUUUGAUAACUUCAAAAGAACCCUUACGUCAACAAGGAAGAAGGAAAGACGGCGGGCGACUUCCAUGCAGAUCGGGGCGACUUCAUAAGAAAGGGAAAAAUCGGUGACUGGAAGAAUCAUUUCACGCCAGAGAUGAGUGAGAAGUUCGACAAGUGGAUGGCAGAGAAGUUAAAGGGCACUGAUCUUUCAUUCACCAUGGAGGAUGCGUGAAACAGGAUUGAUGUAGGACGUCACAUCAGUGCGUGAUCAUUGGUGUCCAGGACUUUAAAGUUCGCCGCUGGUUUUGUUCACCCUGUCGUGUUAUGAUGCGGAGCGAAACUGAAAUUGAAUUCAGGUAGGUCUGAAUACGAAUUGGAGGUUUUCAACCUUUGGAGCUAUGAAAACUGAGACGGACAUUGGUCAGAAAUCCAGACGUGACCGCAUGUUUGAGGCCGUCGCUUGUGAGGAGGAAAGAUGGGAGAAAUACGGGACGGUGUUUAGGCACAUUCGAACAAGAUCUGACGGCGGGUGACUGAUUUUUUAGAGAACAGCACAGGUAGUUAUAUACAUACAUAUAUAUAU
Pollicipes pollicipes is the source of this 1381-nucleotide messenger RNA. Its product is annotated as luciferin sulfotransferase. The transcript has 3 exons. The record is from RefSeq and is a predicted model, not a curated record. Gene Ontology annotation, molecular function: sulfotransferase activity. Bases 33 to 908 code for a protein of 291 amino acids. Lineage: Eukaryota; Metazoa; Arthropoda; Thecostraca; Pollicipedomorpha; Pollicipedidae.